CUUCUUGGUAAGAGUGGCUCAGGGAAGAGCUCGGCUGGGAACACCAUUCUGGGUGAGGAGCUCUUCAAAUCAGACAUGAAGCUGUCCAGGGUCACACAGUUCUGCGAGAAAAGGACCAAAGACAUCAAUGGGAGACCUGUAUCGGUGAUUGACACUCCUGGACUCUUUGAGACCAGGCGUUCAAAAAAAGAGGUCGUCCAAGAGAUCCUGCAGAGUGUGACCUAUAGGCCUAGACCUCACAUCUUUCUGGUGGUCAUCCCCAUUGGCCGUUUGACCCUUGAGGACAAAAGCACCAAUAAUUUGAUCGAGAGCACAUUUGGCAAGAGGGUAUGGGACUUCACCAUUGUCCUGUUCACCCAUGGUGACCGGCUGGAGGGGAAGACCCUGAACGAUGUCAUAGCCAGCGGUGAUGAGGAGCUCAGAGAAUUUAUCCGCAAGUGCAGGGGAGGGUUCCUGGCCUUCAACAACAAGGACAUGGGCGACCGGGACCAGGUGGCCAAGCUCUUGGAGAAAAUGGAAACCCUGGUGGCUCUUAAUGGUAACCAGUAUUACAAAUCUAACCUGUACCCAAGGCAGGAGAGGAAGAUCAGAGAGAGGCAAGAAAAGAUAUUGACUGAGAGGGAUGAAGACAUUGCACGCAGGGAGAAAGCGCUGGAGGACCUUUACAAUGGCGAGGAGUUGGAGAGAGAGACGAGAGCUCUUUGGAGGAAAGAGGAGGUGGAUGCAAGAGAAAUGUCAGAAGUGCUGCCAGUUAAAACCCAAAUGGGAGUAGUCAUUGCCACAUCGCUGAUGGCCACUGCAGUUUUGGGGCCGGCUGGAGUAGUGUUAGGGAUUAUUCUUGUCAUCUCUAUAAUGAUUUCAAAGGUCUGAGAAGAGCAUUUAAGAAUAUUGCUCAAGAAUAUUGUUUCAUUUUUUUAUUUAAAAACUUUUCAAUUGUGUCUUGUUGUAUCAUAAUACCUGUAUGUGGUAUAAUCUGUGAGGGAAGUGAGUUAAGUUCUUUUUGAGAUGUGAAGGGUAAUUCAUAAUUAGCCUAUGUUAAUGCUAUUCCCUGCAAACUAUAACCUUUAUUAUUUACAUUAGGAUAACAUCAGACAGUGCUAAAAGGUUGCUAAAAUACAUCUUAUAUGCCACCGUAUACCUAUAACAUACACAUUUCCAAAUUCUUAAAAAUGUUUGACAUUGUCUGGAAUUUAUGCCAUAUUAAAGGGGAACUAUGCCGUU
Messenger RNA from Alosa alosa (allis shad), 1221 nucleotides. RefSeq names its product GTPase IMAP family member 7-like. Lineage: Eukaryota; Metazoa; Chordata; Actinopteri; Clupeiformes; Clupeidae. Gene Ontology annotation, molecular function: GTP binding. The transcript has a single exon. The annotation marks the transcript as partial. The record is from RefSeq and is a predicted model, not a curated record.